Molecule: messenger RNA, 3882 nt
Organism: Aspergillus caelatus
Lineage: Eukaryota; Fungi; Ascomycota; Eurotiomycetes; Eurotiales; Aspergillaceae
Exons: 6
Coding region: 1-3882 (1293 amino acids)
Molecular function (GO): oxidoreductase activity, acting on the CH-CH group of donors; flavin adenine dinucleotide binding
Source: RefSeq, a predicted model, not a curated record
AUGGUGGUCCCCGCGUGGGCAGCAGCGGCAUGGACGUCCUUGACGACAGCGUUGAUCCUCCCUGGAAUCCCGGGCGCUGCAGCCGAGAAUAAGCAAGCGAUAUGCCUCGCAAGGCACUGGAGCGAGGUGGAAGCGGAGUUCAUUCAAUGGCCCGUUUGUGUCGAGUCGCGAUGGGAGCGAACUGGUCCCAGGACCACCCAGGACACGACCGGAUCCCCUGACCAGACCGUUUCGGUAACCAUUUCGGAGGGAGCGCCGAGUAAGACUGCGAUUCCUGCCCCUGAAGGACAACCUGACAAUGAACUUGACACCGAGUCCCCACUCGACAAUUCAAACUUCCUCUCGUUCGAAGAUUGGAAAAAGCAAAACCUGGCGAAGGUGGGCCAGUCGGCUGAGAAUGUCCGCGGAAACAGACAUACGGGUGGGAAAGAGGACCGACGGAGGCCAACGGGGAUCAAUAACGCGCUGGAUUCGUUGGGAGAGGAUGCUGAGAUUGAGCUUGACUUUGGUGGUUUCGGCGCUGAUGCGUCCGACGCGGCGAAGCCUACACCUUGGGGGUCAAGCAUACCUACGGCCGGGAUGCCUGGAGCCGGUGCAGGAGAUGUGGAGGCCGCUGUGCCUGCUGAUCUGCGGAAGGCUGCCUCGCGUGGGAAGGACGCUGGCACGACUUGCAAAGAACGGUUCAACUACGCAUCAUUUGAUUGUGCAGCAACCGUGCUCAAGACGAAUCCUGAAUGUAAAGGGUCAUCAUCUGUCCUGGUCGAGAACAAGGACAGUUAUAUGCUCAAUGAAUGCCGUGCGAAGAACAAGUUCAUCAUCCUUGAAUUGUGCGACGACAUUCUGGUUGAUACUGUCGUUCUUGCCAACUACGAGUUCUUCAGUUCUAUCUUUCAUACCUUCCGUGUGAGCGUCGCUGAUCGGUAUCCGGCCAAGACUGACCAAUGGAGGGAGUUGGGUGUCUACGAAGCGCGGAAUACCCGCGAGAUCCAAGCUUUUGCGGUUGAAAACCCGCUCAUUUGGGCUCGAUAUGUAAAAGUUGAGUUCCUGACACACUAUGGGAAUGAAUUCUACUGCCCUCUCAGUUUGGUCAGAAUCCAUGGAACGACCAUGCUGGAAGAAUAUAAACACGACGGUGAGACUAAUCGUGGCGACGAGGAGGCCGCUGCGGAGGCGCUGGAGCCGAGUCCCCUCCCUCUCCAGCUUGACGUGGAGGACGUCGUGCAGCAGCCUGCAACUACUGUGGCCGUGCUUGAUGAAUCUACCAAUCAACCAACAGUUAUCGUAGAGACGCAGGGAUCCUGUUUCCAUCAGGGGAUGGAGGUUGUCAGACUUCUACAGCAGGGUGUUUCCCCACCUGCGGAUACAUGCGAUAUACGUGCCGCACCAACUGGAGCCGGGAAUGCUGCGGUCAACCAAUCGACUGAGAUCCACCCGAAGGCGAAUGAAGAAGCUACUCCAAGUGCAGAAGCUUCAGCACCUGCCUCUCGGGUUGACCACUCGGAUAAGGGGUCGGUGGGCGGCCAGAAAGUAACGGGGCCUACCGGUGCGAGUCCAGAUUCGGCCUCCUCUACGAUACUAGGUACAGAAACGGUGCGACAUGAUGCGGCACAUGAGUCCGAGAUUAAGUCGGUCAGUUCCCCUAAGGAAGAGUCCAGCAUACCCUCGGAAUCAGUGCGGCCUUCUGGGACGCAGCCCCCAUCCUCGAACCCUACCACCCAAGAGUCUUUCUUUAAGUCCGUCAAUAAAAGGCUGCAGAUGCUAGAGUCCAACUCGACUCUAUCGCUGUUGUAUAUUGAAGAGCAGUCUCGGAUCCUACGGGAUGCAUUUAGCAAGGUUGAAAAACGCCAGCUGGCCAAAACAUCCACGUUCUUGGAGAACUUGAAUGUGACCGUUUUGAACGAGCUGAGGCAGUUUCGCGAACAAUAUGAUCAGGUAUGGAAGAGCGUUGCGCUGGAGUUCGAGCACCAACGUAUCCAGUACCAUCAAGAGAUCCACUCGAUCAGUGCCCAGCUUGGGAUUCUAGCCGAUGAGUUGGUGUUUCAGAAGCGAGUGUCCGUGAUACAGAGUAUUAUGAUUCUCUUCUGCUUCGCCCUCGUCCUCUUUCCGCGCGUCCCGGUGGGCACAUACAUUGAUAUCCCGCGUGUGCAGAAUAUGAUGAAUCGCUCCUAUAGCCUGCGCUCGUCGUCGCCGAUAUUUUUUGGCUCUCCUUCGGCAAGCCCAAGUUCGACACGACCGACGUCGUCGUACCGGGCCACUGGGCGCCAUCGGCGGAAUCUGUCGGAAGACUCGCAAGAACCACUCAGUCCGACCAUUGCCUAUUCUCCCCCGACGCCCACAUCUGACCCGUCUGACCCCGACGAAGCGGACAAAAGGCCGGCCCCUUCUCUGGAUACUGUCAACAUGUCAGACCUAGCGCCGCCGCACUUCCGGUCGCAUAGCAGCCCACCGGCUGCCCCCGCCAAGAUCGAAUCAAUGGAAUACCACAGACAAGUGCUCCAGGGCAAGCUGGAGAGCGGAGACAAGCAACAAGCCAGCUAUGUAUCGCCCUCGGAUGAUAUUAUGAGCCCCUGCUCCAAGAAAUUGAGUGACUUGAAGGGCAAGCGAUUCAAGAAGUACGUUGAACAAUUCGUUGAAAAAGAAUGUAUUCCCGCCGAAAAGCUCUUCCAAGCCCAGCUGGGCGAAGGCGAUCAGCGAUGGGCCACCUACCCAGCCGUUAUGGAAACCCUCAAGACUAAGGCGCGCCAGCAAGGCCUGUGGAACAUGUUCCUGCCUAAGAACCACUACUCCCAGGGCGCUGGAUUCACCAACCUCGAAUACGGUCUGAUGGCCGAGUAUCUGGGAAAGAGCAAGUUGGCCUCGGAGGCCACGAAUAACGCCGCCCCAGACACUGGAAACAUGGAGGUCAUCGCCAAAUACGGCAACGAAGCACAGAAGCAGCAGUGGCUGGCGCCCUUGCUGGACGGCAAGAUCCGCUCGGCCUUCCUCAUGACAGAGCCCGAGGUGGCCUCCAGCGAUGCAACGAACAUCCAGUUGAACAUCCGCCGUGAAGGCAACCAAUACGUCCUCAAUGGAUCGAAAUGGUGGUCCUCCGGCGCAGGCGACCCCCGCUGCAGUAUCUACCUGGUAAUGGGCAAAUCCGACCCAACCAACAAGGACCCCUACCGCCAACAAUCCGUCAUCCUCGUGCCCGCCGACACCCCCGGAAUCACCGUGCACCGCAUGCUUUCCGUGUAUGGUUACGACGACGCCCCCCACGGCCACGGCCACAUUAGCUUCAAGGACGUGCGCGUCCCCGUCUCCAACAUCGUCCUCGGCGAAGGCCGCGGCUUCGAAAUCAUCCAGGGCCGUCUGGGACCCGGCCGGAUCCACCACGCGAUGCGCACGAUCGGAGCUGCCGAGAAGGCGAUCGAGUGGCUCAUCGCACGGAUCAACGACGAGCGUAAGCAGACCUUCGGCAAGAGCCUGUCCUCACAUGGCGUCAUCCUUGAGUGGCUGGCGAAGUCCCGGAUUGAGGUCGACGCUGCUAGACUGAUUGUCCUCAAUGCUGCGAUCAAGAUCGAUCAGGGUGAUGCCAAGUCUGCCCUCAAGGAGAUUGCUCAGGCCAAGGUUCUGGUGCCCCAGACCGCGUUGACGGUCAUUGACCGUGCCGUGCAGGCGUAUGGUGCCGCUGGUGUGUGCCAGGAUACGCCGUUGGCCAAUCUGUGGGCCAUGAUUCGGACGCUGCGGAUUGCGGACGGUCCGGAUGAGGUGCACUUGCAGCAACUCGGCAAGAGGGAAAACCGGGCUCGCAAGGAUGCGGUCAUUGAGAAGUUGGAUUGGCAGCGGGCUGAGGCGGAGCGGUUGUUGGCGGCUAGUGGGCUUAAACUGAAGAGUCAUUUGUAA